Phascolarctos cinereus (koala) is the source of this 1646-nucleotide messenger RNA. It is a transcript of the gene CMC1, whose product is annotated as C-X9-C motif containing 1. NCBI's taxonomy places the organism in Eukaryota, Metazoa, Chordata, Mammalia, Diprotodontia, Phascolarctidae. Gene Ontology annotation, cellular component: mitochondrion. The record is from RefSeq and is a predicted model, not a curated record.
CGGGACUGGAACCGGGCGGCGGGGGGCGAGGCUCGGGGCCAUCAGCUCUGCGCCCCCGGCCCCCCGUCAUCCAGAGCGCCGCCGCCUCCAUGCUCCCCGCGGAGUCCCCUGCGAACUCCGAGCCUGCUCAGUGCCAGGGAAGUGCGGGAGCUUCAGACAGGAGGGAAAGGAAGGAGCCGACCUGGGCACGGGGGUUUGGCACCUCCCGCCACGCAUGCAAGACCAUCUCAGACAUGUAGAAAAAGAUGUUUUGAUUCCUAAGAUUAUGAGAGAGAAGGCCAGGGAGAGGUGUUCUGAUCACGUGCAAGACUUCACCAAAUGCUGCAAAGACUCUGGCUUUCUUAUGGUGGUAAAAUGCCGGAAAGAAAAUUCGGCAUUAAAAGAAUGCCUAACUGCACACUACAGAAAUCCAGAUUUUUAUGAAGAAUGCAAAAUGGAAUAUUUGAAGGAAAGAGAAGAAUUCAGAAAAACUGGAAUUCAUUCUAAGAACAGGUUGCAGAAGCUUCCUACCAACAUUUAGCAAAAUAGCUAAUUAUGAAUCAUUUUUACCCUAAUUUCAAUGGCAAGAGUACGAGGUGCAAGAAGCCAGUAUCUUUGGUUUUGCCCCUUAAUAUCAUGGAAAUAUUUUUGUUGUUUGAAAUAAAUAUCUUUUAGUAAAUUUCUCUAACCUUUAAAAUUCUAAUUCAUUGGUUAGAAUAUGACUGAAUGAUGGAAGGAAUGUUUUUAUGAAUAAGAUGGAAGAACUGUCUUUCCCUCCAGAUGAUGGACCUCUAAGAUCUGCAGCUUGUUACCUUCACUUGUCCAGAGUUUCACACUGCUUCCCCUCUGUUGUACUAUGUUCUUAAACACCUUUUAUUCUUGAGCUGUUUCAUAAAUGAAUGGCUGUGUGUGUUUCCAUCCACAACUUGAUAAUAAAACGUGAAGGCUUCUUCCCUUGGCAUACGCUUCACCCCAGUGCCUGUUCCGUAGUGAGUUUCCAUCAGUAUUUAAUCAGUGUGAGUACCAUUCACUUAGGGGAGUGACCCGAACAAAGCGCCAGCAUCAGUCGCCUUUCACACUUGCUAGCCUGAAGGGUUGAUACAGAUGUUAUGAACUUCAGCCAGUCUGAUGGGGCGGGGGAGGAGUGGGUUGUUUUCAGGCAUCGGUCUUAGGUUCUGUCCUAGGUGUGUUCGCAGCCAGCUUUCUUUUUGUUUUCAUUGAAUACGCAUCCCUUUGGCUGGCCAGCUGCUGCUUGGUUAGAGUGACAGUGAAACUCACUUUAUGUGACAAGAAGAUAAGGAUCAGAGAGAAGGGAAAGAGAAUAGAGUUGUAUACGAUGGAAAUGCACGUCUAUUAUAAUGCAAAGUCAUGGUUUAUUUAAAUACAUUAAGUUAUCUUUCUUUUCAUGGUAGUAACUGAGUUUAUAAUACAAAUCUUUUGGAGGAAGUAUGAUAUAAUGUAAAGUAAGUUUAAAUAUAUUUUUAAUUUGAAUGAGCUCAUUGGGGCAGAGGCUGUGCCUUGCACCUUUCACCCUGUAAUGCUUCAUAGUAAGUACUCAAAUCCUUGAUCUCUGGUCAAUUUGGAAAGAUUUUCUUGUUUUAAAAAGUCUUUCUUUGUUCAUGUUUUGCCAUUGUGUGAUUAUAAUUAAUUACCCCUUAGAAAACUUA